GAGUACUAUGAACCACACUACGCAUGCGCGCUUGUGAAUCGUAUGGCGGGAAAAUAAACGUCAACAAACGCUUAGGAGCUGCUUAUCUGAAUUUUUAGUGGGUAUUUGAACUUUGGCUGGUUCUGAAUUGGUUCGACUGAUUCCGGGUUGUGUUCAGCAGGAUGGUGGAAGGUCCAGGCUGCACGUUAAACGGAGAGAAGAUCCGCUCGAAAGUCCGAACGGGUCAGAAAGUGAAGGAAGUGAGGGGCACUUUGACUGCGUCAGCUAAAAACGGCACAGAGACGAAUGUCUUCCACAGUUUCUCUGGAUGUCAGUACACCGGUGUGGAAACUCUUGGGAAGGAGCUCUUCAUGUACUUUGGCUUAAGAGCCUUGAGAAUCCACUUUGGCAUGAAUGGCUCGAUCCGUAUAAAUCCGGCUCAGAAGAGGGUUGGAGCGGGCUCAGCAGCCGCGCUGGAAAUACGCCUUAGUGACGACACUGUGGCCUUUUAUGACAGCGCAGUGGAAAUAAGGUUGACGGAGGAUUGCGAGCAGAAGGUCAGGGCCAUGGAGAGUCUGGAUGUUUGCUCCUCCAGGUUCAGCUGCACCCGCUCCGAGGAGGCGGUGAGGAGCCAGGGUAGCAGGAUGCUCUGCGACGUUCUCCUAGACCAAGCCGUCAUGCCGGGAGUCGGCAACAUCAUUAAAAACGAAGCUCUGUUUGACUCGGGCCUCCACCCAGCCGUGAAGGUUCAACAGUUGACAAACGUGCAAAUCCACCAUUUAGUGAAGAUGACUCGUGAUUUUACUCUUUUGUUUUACAAGUGUCGCAAAUCUGGCUCUCCUCUCUACAAACAUUACAAAGUCUACAAGCGUCCCCAUUGUGGCCAGUGCUCCCAUGUCAUUACAGUCUGUCGUCUCGGAGACAACGGCAGGAUGACGUACUUCUGUGAGCGCUGUCAGAAGGGAGAUCCCACCGGGGUGGACGUCAGUGCGCUCCCAGUUAGAAACAGCCUCAUCAGUUGGGCGUUUCACGACAGAACCAGGAAUGAUGUGGCUAAGAAGGAGGAAGAGGACUGGGCUUGUCAACUCUGUACGCUCAUCAACCAGCCAGGAACCAGAGCCUGUGAUGCCUGCCUCACUCCAAAACCUGAGGUUCACAAAGACGACAUUAGCACCGAAGCAACGCCCUUCACUGCUGAUUUAAUUAAAUACCCCUGCAACGCCUUCAGGAAGCCGCGAGAGGAGCUCAAAGUCAACUGGAGGUCUGCGUUCGGGACUUCUACCCUCGUUUUCUCCGACAUGACUGAGAAGCCAAAGCCUGUAAAGUCCCCGCUCUCCCCAACCGGCAGUCAUUUGAAUUCCUUGGCGGCAGAACGAGGUUUGUAUAAAAACAGCUUCUGCCAAGGGACAACAAGCGCCAAUUAUGCCUCUGGUGGCUGGCAGAAGCAAAGUGCAGAGCUCUCCAAGGGGGAAUCACUGGCCUCCUACAAUCACCCUUCCAAGAAAAUGAGAAUUGAUCACAGCCCCCUUCCCAGUAACAAAGCUCAAAAUGGAAGCCCCAACUCAGGUGUGUGCAGAACAGAGGCGGCAAACACUGCAGCCUCCAUUCCUCCCAGUCCCCCUUGUUGCUCAUCCCAUCGUCGUCCCUCCGUCCUCAGAGUGGUCCACAAGGAGGGUGAGAAUAAAGGACGGCAGUUUUAUUCCUGCUCCCUGCCAAGAGAGAACAAGUGCAACUUCUUUCAGUGGGCUGAUUUGCACUUUCCUUUUUGUCACCAUGGGAAACGCUGUUUAAUGAGGACGGUUCUGAAGCUGGGUCCAAACAAUGGCAGGAAUUUCUACACCUGCAGCUUUCAAAAGGGUAAACAAUGCGACUUUUUCCAGUGGGCCGAGAACAGACCAGGACUUUCCAUCCUCCCUGGCUGCUAA
This is a messenger RNA of Gambusia affinis (western mosquitofish), 1904 nucleotides long. It is a transcript of the gene neil3, whose product is annotated as nei-like DNA glycosylase 3. The transcript is spliced from 10 exons. NCBI's taxonomy places the organism in Eukaryota, Metazoa, Chordata, Actinopteri, Cyprinodontiformes, Poeciliidae. The record is from RefSeq and is a predicted model, not a curated record. Gene Ontology annotation, molecular function: damaged DNA binding; DNA-(apurinic or apyrimidinic site) endonuclease activity; zinc ion binding. Gene Ontology annotation, biological process: base-excision repair. Gene Ontology annotation, cellular component: nucleus. Bases 162 to 1904 code for a protein of 580 amino acids.